Mangifera indica (mango) is the source of this 1553-nucleotide messenger RNA. RefSeq lists its product as uncharacterized. The record is from RefSeq and is a predicted model, not a curated record. Bases 297 to 1289 code for a protein of 330 amino acids. Lineage: Eukaryota; Viridiplantae; Streptophyta; Magnoliopsida; Sapindales; Anacardiaceae. The transcript has 9 exons. Gene Ontology annotation, cellular component: membrane.
AUAAAACAAUAAUAAAUGUGACAGCAGGUAGGUGCCCCACGAAAAAAGCAUGUUUUGUGGCCAAUUUUCACUCAGUAAGUUCCUUUAGCGUCCACAAUUGUUAGGUAGAUCUGAUAAAGACGAUAAAGCACACUGGCGUAGCUGCAACUGUGCACUAGUUUCUCUUCAUCUCUUUACGGUUUUGAAGAAGCAGCAAAGCUUUUGCUUUUACGUGGAGUCACCUUCUAUGCAUCUGUGUUUCACUCGUGUGAAGCAGUGAGUGAGUAAGAUCUUCAAAGCAUACUCAGCAGCCUGUCAUGACUGACGAUACAACCUCAUUAAGUUACUGGUUGAAUUCAAGGUUCUUCCUCUGUGCUUUAUGGAUCCUAUUUGCCAUCGUUGCUGCAUCAAUUAUAAUAUGGAAAUAUGAAGGCUCCAAGAAAUCAAAAUCUGACUGGAGAGAAAACAAAGAAGAAACAGUUGGGUCUUUGUAUGAGGAUGAAGCUUGGAACACAUGUCUUACAUGUAUCCAUCCUGCUUGGUUGCUUCUUUAUAGAGUGACUGCUUUCACAGUUCUUUUUGCGUUGAUUGCUGCUAACAUUGUCACUGCUGCUGGAGGUGUUGGUGUAUUUUACUUUUACACUCAGUGGACUUUUGCUCUGGUCACAAUCUAUUUUGGGCUUGGAUCCUCAAUGUCCAUAUAUGGAUUAUUAUGCAAAUCCCAUGGCAGAGAUGGUGAUGAUCUUCCGAGCUCCAAUGUAGAGAAACACCACUACAUACCUCCCAUGGUCAUGGAAACUGCAGAUGUAGUCAAUAUCUCCAAAAGUCCCAAAACCCUAGCAGAAACUUGCACGCGUAAGUCUGCUGGUGUAUGGGGCUAUGCCUUACAAAUAAUUUUUCAGAUAUGUGCCGGAGCAGUAAUUCUUACUGAUAUUGUAUUUUGGCUCGUUCUUUAUCCAUUUCUAUUACCAAGUGAUAUUGAUCUAGAUUUGAUUGUUGUUAGUAUGCACUCACUCAAUGCUGUUCUCCUCAUGGGUGACAUCAUUUUAAAUGACUUGCGGUUCCCUCUAUUUCGAAUUGCAUAUUUUUUCUUAUGGACGGCAACAUUUGUCAUUUUCCAGUGGAUCAUCCAUGCUUGUGUAAACCUUUGGUGGCCAUAUGCAUUUCUCGACUUAUCAUCACCCUGGGCUCCGUUAUGGUAUCUUGGGGCAGGGUUGCUGCAUCUCCCUUGCUUUGGCAUCUUUGCUGCAAUGAUUAAGCUGAAGCACUUUGUGUUGUCAAAAUAUUUCCCAGACUCUUAUCGGUGUUAACACGAGAAGAAAUGAGACUUUACCCAUUGGCAUAUUAUCCAUACAGAUUCUCUUGAUGGACUAAAACAUGCAUCUUCUUGAUGCAUUGCUGAUGAUGGUUAUAUCUGAAGAAGCAUACAACAUUGAAUACCAAAUGUAGGGAUUUUCACGUACAAUUUCUAUUCAUGUUAUAAUGUUAGUAUCUGUGCUUUAAUUAAAUAUGCAUGUAUACGUGAACUGACCUAAUUUCAUAAAAGCCAGUUUGCUGUCUGUUUAUUAUUUUAA